Molecule: messenger RNA, 624 nt
Organism: Acromyrmex echinatior (Panamanian leafcutter ant)
Lineage: Eukaryota; Metazoa; Arthropoda; Insecta; Hymenoptera; Formicidae
Source: RefSeq, a predicted model, not a curated record
ACCAGCAAUGGAGAAAUCAUAAAAGAGCUGUGCAGAUAAGGCAAGCUCACCUUGACGCAUCACUCGAGCUGCCCUAUAAAAGAAACGGACACACCUUGAGAUCCGAUCAAAUCGUACCGAAAUGUCACGUCCGAUCGUUGUUCUUGCGCUCGCGAUUCUUGGCCUCCUGCAGACGGUUGCUGCCAUCGACCUAUCACAGACGAAGAAUGUCCAGAUUGACUUCAUCGAGAAGGAUAUUGUGCCAAAAACGGCGCUGAAAAAUCUUCUCCCCGAGACAUAUGCUGCCACUGGAUUCAUCGGAAAUAUUGAAAUUGGAAGAAGAUAUGCCGACGAAACAGUCUUUCGCCGAGUUAUCGUGUUUAACAAUCCAACAGACAGAAUUCAGUCAACUACCCUAACGCUGUCUGUCACUAAUGGAAUUCUUCAUUACGCUAGUGUAGUGAACGACAAUGGUAGUUACGCGGUAGCAUGCGACGAACCAACGACUUUAGGAUCAUCCAAAGGCAAGAUCAAUAUUCGCGGCGCUCCCAACACGAGAUCCUCCGUCCAAAUCAUCGCAGCAGCACAUUAAACAAUUGUAUGCGAAAAAAAAUAACCUUUAUUAUAAUUCGCGCAUUUAUAAAA